AUGUCCUCCGGCGGCGCCUACUCUCCAGGCGUCAGCUCGUCGGGCUCCUCCUCCUCGUCCGGCGGCUGCUCCGGCUCCUGCUUCGACCCAGACCAGCUCAAGUACCAGUACCUCCAGGGCUACUUCAACGCACACAUGCUCCCAGCUCCUUCCUACCGCUACGUCUACCUCCUCUGGUUCGUCACCAUCCUCGUAUCCCUCGUCCUCGGCUCCUUCCACAUGCUCGGCCUCGGCGACAGAUCCUACAUCGGCGCCAAGUGGAAGCGUUGGGCCACCAAGAACCGCGUCUACAAGCUCGGCAAGCGCCUCGACAUCCACGGCAACCCCGUACACAAGGACUCCCACGGCUUCAUCCGCGCCUAUGCUCCCCUCAAACCUCGCAAGAUGCUCUCCUUCCCCAGCUUCGGCAGGCUCGUCCUCCUCUUCUUCAUGAUCGCCGUGCCCAUCGUUCUCACCCUCGUCGGCGCCGACUUCAUCGGCCCCACCAACGGCGUCUUUGACUUUUCCCAGAGCUGGCCUCCCCAGACCACCAACACCGUCGGCAUGUCCAGGCGCGCACUCCGUCUCCUCCGCAGGCGCAUCAUCUGGGGCCAGGGCGCCUACCCCGUCGUCACCACCUACCCGCCCGUACGCACCCUCCCCUACCGCACCUGGUGGACCACCGGCGACCGCACUGGCGACAUCACCAUGGGCCUCGUCCCCAUCGUCCUCAUCAUGGCCCUCAAACAGGUCCCCUUCGCCCUCCUCUCCACGCGUUUCUUUGGCGGAUACGCUUUCGACCGCCUCUCCUUCCUCCACAAGUGGGGCGGCAGGAUCAUCUGGCUCUUCGGCACCGCACACCUCGUCACUUGGUGCAUCCAGCUCAACAAGGACACGCGCAUCGGCGAGCCCGUGUGGAGCUUCGUCUUCAUGUGGACCAAGUUCCGCUGGGGCUGGGCCUCCUACGGAUUCCUCACCGCCAUGACCUUCCUCUCCAUCGGGCCCAUCCGCAACCGCUUUUACGAGUGGUUCUACAUCGCCCACGUCGUCACCGUCGCCGGCUUCAUCAUCACCGCCAUGCUUCACCAUCCGCCCUUGGCCCAAUGGAUGUACAUCCCCCUCGCUUGGUGGGUCGCCGAACGUCUCACAAGGGCGCUCAAGGUGGCUUGGAUCAACGGCCUCGGCUUCGCAGGUCGCAAACCGCAGUUCGCCCUGGCUCCCAAACCGCAAAUGUCCCACUCCCACUCGGCCGCCUGGUCAGAAGCCUCCUACCCACACCCUCAGCGCCCGCCUAUGCCGCGCUCCCCCUACGCACAUCCAUCCUUCGGUCCCGGCCCUCAAUCGUACCACUACCACGAUGACAAGCCGCACACUCCCAACUCUCACCACGCCUCACACCCGCCCACCGCCUUUGACGGCAGCUCCGCAUCGUCCCACAGGCACGCUCCCCAGUCUCGCCGCAGCUCCGAGUACGAGCACACGCUCGUCGAAUCUCUACCCGAUGCCGACAGCCGCAAGAUCUGGAGUCCGCCGCCCCUCGAUGGUCGCACAGAGCCUAUGACAUCCGGCGCAGCCCACCCACUCGAAGCGCGCCACGAGCACAGUCCCGAGCGCGGCGAGAAGGCGCUCGAAAGGAGGGCGACGCGCGCAAGUGCCCGAUACGAUCCGGUCAACGACCUCAUCCAGGACUACAUCCCAUCCAGGCACUCCAACGCAGACGUCUAUCCGCCUCCCCCGGCCGAGCCUUUGCCCGCGCUGCCGCAGCAGUACGCAUCGCAAUCGAGCUACGACGCAAAGUACUCGCUCCAAGAUCCCGCCGAUGCUCCGCACGGCUCGACCUACCCACCGCCCCAUCCCAGCCGCAUGCGCAGCGAGCCAUCGUCGGCCUUCUCGGCCAGGCCAUCCACCAUGUUCAGCGUCAUGUCCACAACCAUGCCUCGACAGCUGCGACCACGUCCUGCCAUGUCGGCAGACGUCGCCGCCGUCAUCCGUCCCGGCUUUGCCUUUGUGCAGCUGCUGCCCGGAAAGACUCUGCGGCUCACGCUACGCACUCCCAACAAAAUGUCGUGGCAGCCCGGCCAGUGGGUCUACCUCAACAUCCCCAGCGUCCGCUUCUGGGAGUCGCAUCCCUUCACCAUCGCAUCGGCCCACGACGCCGACUUUCCCGUCGCCACCGAGUUUGUCGAUGCCGACCACGAAAAGGGGCUCGCCGUACAGAAGGCCAAGGGCGAAGAGAGGACCAUGGUGCUGCUCGUCCGCUGCCGACGCGGCUUUACGCGCCAUCUGUGGAACUUUGUGGCCAAGAAGCGCCAGAUGCAGAUCGAAGCCGCCGCCGACGCCCAGCACGGCGCCAGCGCGUACGGCAUGCCAGGCACAACCGCCGUGCCUGCACUCGGCAAGGAUACCACCGGCGUGCACAUCCGUGCCAUCGUCGACGGUCCGUACGGCUCGGCCGACCGCACGCACUGGAACAUCCACUCGACCGUCGUCAUUGUCUGCGGCGGCUCGGGCGUCAGCUUCGGCAUGUCGGUGCUCGAGCAUCUCUGUGCCUGCAUGGUCGGCGCCAUGAAGUUCGGCAAGGACGGCAAGGGCGGCAAGCACUUUUUGACCAAGCGCGUGCGAUUCGUGUGGAUCAUGCGCGAGUUCUCGCACCUCCAGUGGGUCGCAGCCGCGCUGCGACGAUGCAUCGAGAUGCUCCCGCCCGAGCACCUCCAGGUCGAUCUGUACGUGACGCACUUUAACCACCGCUCGGCGCUCGCGGAUGCAGCCAGGGGUGCGAGUCGAGGCGGACGCAGCCAGGACUUUGGUCCACCGCCAUCCGAGUUCGGAGCCAACACGUACGACAGCCGUCAGCGAUGGGGAGCAGGUGCCGAGGCCGACGGCGGGUUUUCCAAGGCGGCUCGCUUCACCGAGGGGCCCGAGCAGGAGGAGUACGACCUCACCGCCUACGACCUCACGCACUUUGACGGCGAGGACCAGAGUGCACCCACCGCGAUGGAGGAGGAGAUGAACAAGCGCAUCCGCACCGAGGGCAAGCUGCGACGCGCCAAGACACGGCGCAACACGGUCAAGCGCAAGGGAGGUCGCGGCGCCAAGGCAGCACCUGCCGAGCUGGACCGUGACGAGCAGCGCGCCAUGUACGAGGGGCGCAUCAGCUCCGGUCGGCCGCAGCGCCUCAAUGCUGCACCAGCACCCGAGCGACCUUCUUACCCUUCUGCAGGACCUGGCGCUGCCUAUCCACCGCGACGCGCGGUUGCCGUGGAGCAGGAUCUGGCCGACGGUGUCGAGGGUGACAAUGACUCGACGUGGUUGCCUGCGCAGGCAGGACGUCUGCAGCCUGGCGGUGCACACAUGGGUGGUCGAAGAACCACAUCGCCUCCCGCCGCACCGUACGGCACGACCGAUUCGAAUCUGGGUCCGCUGUCGGCAUACAUGUCGCCGAGCGCCUCACGUCCCGGUUCUGCGAAUGACGAGCUUGUGCCUCCUCCCGCAUUUGGCGGCGGUGGUGCAUCGGGUUCGAGUACGCCACGCUUCGCUGCAUCGCCACUAGCCACGCCGUACAGUGCGAGCUUUGACGCUGCAUCGCACUCUGGCUUUUUAGCUGCCGACGACACUGAGGCUCUGCGCGGCAGUACGCCUCGGAAUGGGUCGACGCUGCACCUGCUGAACACAGCGGUGGCGCCAGUGGCGUCGGCUAAGUCGCCGCUCGAGGAUGCGCCGAUCGACCUGGAUGCCGAGGAGGAUGUGGAUCUGCGCGUUGUGGCAGAAUUGGCCCAGCCAGGACAUCCGAAACUCGACCGCAUCAUCCGGCAGGAGGUGGAUCGUACCGAGGGCAGGACGCUGGUGGCCGGGUGUGGUCCAAAAAGCCUCGACAUCGUGCUGAGGAGUAUCGUGAGCAAGCAGAUCGAUCCCAAGAAGGUCAGGAAGGGCGAUACAAGGGGAGUCGUCAAUGUCGUCAGCGAGUGCUUCGAAUGGGGCGGAUAA
Molecule: messenger RNA, 3963 nt
Organism: Moesziomyces aphidis
Lineage: Eukaryota; Fungi; Basidiomycota; Ustilaginomycetes; Ustilaginales; Ustilaginaceae
Source: the annotation of a GenBank genome assembly